AUUGGUUUCAGAAGUCUGUCUGGCAGGACCGGGAGAGGGAAUCAGAGCUGAGACUAGAGCUGGAGGGACCUGUCCUGGAGCGGCCCUAGGGAUGCUGAGAUGGAGGGGAGCCUGCUGAUGGCAAGGAGCCAGGGCAGAACCAGCAGUGCCAGGGUAAAGCUCUGAGGCUCUUAGGUGGGAGACGUUUGCCUUCCUUUCCAACAGGAGUAAAGUCACUUUUGUUUUUCUCAGUGGUACCUCUUCAAAAGCUAAAACAAAACUAGAACAGAUGUCAUCUGCAUGACUGAAGUUGGCAAGGGUGUUUCAGGCUGGAGGAGGUUUAUCCCUCUGCCCUGUUUGUUGUUUAAUCUUCAUGAUCCACUUUGUCCCACCCCCCCCAAUAAAAAAAAGAGUUAGAAACCUUGCUAACCUUCUUGUGAAGAGCCCAAAUCAGAAUUGUCAGACACUGAAGGCCAUGCGGCGGUUUCGAUUUCUGAUCGAAGCAGAAGAAAACUAGAACAGGAUCUGUGCCUGAGUCUCAAUCAAGGUGUUCAUGAAAAAAAAAAUGCACAAUAUCCCGACUGACCGGAAUAAUUGAUGAAGAAGGGUGCUGGAUCCGUGGGUCAGAGAACACACAGGACCAGCUUGCCACCCCAAGGCCGAAGGCCUCCAACAGCCUGGAAGCUCUUCAGAACGCCUGGCCUAGCUUGACCAUGACGCCACAACGAACUCCUGACAGGAUCACAGGCACAAGCCAAGCCACCUCGAAGUAGCUCAUGGAAGACUCCCACGAGCCACUGGCCAGGCACACCGUCCUUUCCUCGGGGAGGAGGAGUGUGUGAGCAGAGGCACUGCAGCAGGAGUGGACAUGAACGCUGGCUUCCAGAGAGAGCGGCGGUUCAGUUUUGGUCAUCGAAAGUGGUGCCUGCAGCGCAGAAGACCGUGAUUUCUCCUCCAAAGCUGUUAAUCUCCAACACAGAGCUCAAGGGGAGAAGAGGCCAGAGCGGAACUGCCCUAGCAUCCAGUGUGGCAUCUCUCGAGCCAGGACCAGAGAUGACAGGACACAUGUCUCCAACCUUCAGCUGUUCACAUAGCACACAGGGGACUCGUGGGGGCCACUUGUCACUGCCAGUCAAACCUAUUCAAUGGCAAUACUGACAUCUUUCAUGCUGUUUUCAGGACAGAUGCUCAGGCAGAAAAUACCGGUGUGCUUCCUGUCUGCAGAGUAGGGGACCAUGUCACACCAAUAUGAACAGUGUGAACCCCAGGACCUGCUCUGAGUCCACUUGCAGCCACUGACACUCGGAGAAAAAACAAAGUCCAACCCCCAGAGCCAUUGUGGGGUUGGCUUCCACGGUUCUUGACCAAUGUGGCCAACGCUAGACACCUCGGGACAUUUGGAUUAUUCAUAAAUGCGACCCACCACCCCAGAUCCCCUGAGUAGUAUCUGAAGUCUUGUGAAGGUCAUGGAUCCUGAACAAAGUAUCAAGGGCACCAAGAAGGCUGAUGGAAGUCCCCGGAAGCGGCUGACCAAGGGAGAGGCCAUUCAGACUAGUGUUUCUUCCAGCGCCCCGUAUCCAGGCAGCAGUGCCACUGUUCCCUCAGAUAGUACCACCCAGGAGCUGUUAACCCCUCAGCCUUUUUCAGGCCCCUCGGUGGUUCUCAGAGAAGGCUCUCAGGAGAAAACGGGCCAGCAGCAGAAGCCUCCCCGGAGGCCCUCCAUCGAGGCCUCAGUUCACAUCUCACAGCUUCCGCAGCACCCUCUGACACCAGCAUUCAUGUCCCCUGGCAAACCAGAGCAUCUCCUAGAGGGGUCCACAUGGCAGCUGGUGGACCCCAUGAGACCCGGACCCUCAGGCUCCUUUGUGGCCCCUGGGCUGCAUCCGCAGGGCCAGCUCCUCCCAUCCCAUGCUUCCAUCCUUCCUCCCGAGGACCUGCCUGGCAUCCCUAAGGUCUUUGUGCCCCGUCCCUCGCAGGUCUCCCUGAAGCCCGCAGAAGAGGCACACAAGAAAGAGAGGAAACCGCAGAAGCCGGGGAAGUAUAUCUGCCAGUACUGCAGCCGGCCCUGCGCCAAGCCCAGUGUGCUUCAGAAGCACAUUCGCUCACACACAGGUGAGAGACCCUACCCCUGUGGCCCCUGCGGCUUCUCCUUCAAAACCAAGAGUAACCUCUACAAGCACAGGAAGUCCCAUGCCCACCGCAUCAAAGCCGGCCUGGCUUCCGGCUCCAGCAGCGAGAUGUAUCCCCCUGGGUUGGAGAUGGAGAGGAUCCCUGGGGAAGAGUUUGAGGAGCCCACCGAGGGAGAAAGCACAGACUCUGAGGAGGAAACUGGUACCACAUCAGGUCCGCCCACAGAGGUUCUCCCCAAAUCUAAGCAUCCGCUGCUCUCAGGUGGCUUAUACAGCUCUGGGAGCCAGAGUUCCAGCCAGGAACGCUGCUCAUUGUCCCAGUCGAGCACUGCACCGUCGCUCGAGGACCCCAGCCCAUUUGCAGAAGCCUCAUCGGAGCAUUCCCUGACCCAUAAACCAGAAGACACACACACGAUCAAACAGAAACUGGCACUCCGCCUGAGCGAGAGGAAGAAGCUGAUCGAGGAGCAGACGUUCUUGAGCCCAGGGAGCAAAGGCAGCACGGAGUCUGGGUAUUUCUCACGUUCUGAGAGCGCUGAGCAGCAGGUCAGCCCCCCCAACACCAAUGCUAAGUCCUACGCAGAGAUCAUCUUCGGCAAGUGUGGGCGGAUUGGGCAGCGGACCUCCAUGCUGGCAUCCACCUCCAGCCAGCCCCUACUGCCCCUGUCUGCUGAAGACAAGCCCAGCUUGGUGCCUUUGUCUGUACCGAGGACACAGGUGAUUGAACACAUCACCAAACUCAUCACCAUCAAUGAGGCUGUGGUGGACACCAGUGAGAUUGACAGUGUGAAACCUAGGAGGAGUUCUCUGACCAGGCGCAGUAGCAUGGAGUCCCCGAAAUCCAGCCUCCACCGGGAGUCACUAUCGUCCCAUGGGGAGAAGACCAAGCCGGAACAAUCUCUACUGAGCCUCCAGCACCCGCCCAGCUCCACGCACCCUGUGCCUCUCCUGAGAAGCCACUCAAUGCCUUCUGCUGCCUGCACCAUCAGCACGCCCCACCACACCUUCCGUGGGAGCUACUCCUUCGAUGACCACAUUGCUGACCCCGAAGUCCCCAGCCGCAGCACUCCCAUGUUUACCUCCCACCCACGGAUGCUGAAACGCCAGCCAGCCAUUGAACUACCUUUGGGAGGUGAGUACAGUUCCGAGGAGCCUGGACCAAGCAGCAAAGACCCCACCUCCAAGCCCCCUGAUGAACCAGAAACCAAGGAAAGCGACCUUACCAAAAAGACCAAGAAGGGGUUGAAAACAAAAGGCGUGAGCUAUGAAUGUAAUAUCUGUGGUGCUCGGUACAAGAAGAGAGAUAAUUAUGAAGCUCAUAAGAAGUACUACUGCUCUGAGCUCCAAGUCACAAAAGCCCACUCUGCAGGUGCUCAUGAUGUGGAAAAGACACAGGCUGAGCCUGAGCCUUGGUCCCAGAUGAUGCAUUAUAAACUGGGGGCCACUUUGGAACUCACUCCACUGAGAAAAAGACGGAAGGAAAAGAGUCUUGGGGAUGAGGAGGAGCCACCUACAUUCAGCAGCCCUGGCCCAUCAGACCCAGCUUGCAGCAGCCUUCCCCUGGAGUCCACCAAGUCACCAGCAGAACCAAGCAAAUCAGUUUCCUCCGUAGAGGGUCCCCCAAGCUUCCAGCCAAGGACUCCCAAGCCAGGGACUGGAUCAGAACCAGGGAAGGAGAGGAGAACGAUGUCCAAAGAGAUUUCCGUCAUUCAGCACACCAGCUCCUUUGAGAAGUCCGACCCACUAGAGCAGCCGAGCAGCCUGGAAGAAGACAAGUCCCUGGCGCAGUUCUCAUCCCCACCACCUGCCCCGCAUGGACGCUCAGCUCACUCCCUGCAGCCGAGGUUGGUCCGCCAACCCAACAUUCAAGUUCCAGAGAUCCUGGUGACAGAAGAGCCAGACAGGCCAGACACAGAGCCUGAGCCACCGCCAAAGGAGCCUGAGAAGACAGAGGAAUUCCAGUGGCCCCAGCGCAGCCAGACACUGGCACAGCUCCCAGCGGAGAAACUGCCGCCCAAGAAGAAGAGACUCCGCUUAGCUGAGAUGGCUCAGUCCUCAGGGGAGUCCAGCUUUGAGUCCUCCGUGCCUCUGUCUCGAAGCCCAAGCCAGGAGAGCAACAUCUCUCUGAGUGGUUCCAGCCGGUCGGCUUCAUUUGACAGGGAGGAUCAUGGAAAAGCUGACAACCCUGGGCCCUCAUCAGACACACGCUCCAAACCCUUGGGCACCCACAUGCUGACUGUCCCCAGCCACCACCCGCAUGCCCGAGAGAUGCGGAGGUCAGCCUCCGAGCAGAGCCCCAAUGUGCCCCAUUCCUCACACAUGACUGAGACCCGAAGCAAAUCCUUUGACUAUGGCAGCUUGUCCCCAACAGGACCAUCUGUAGCAGUGCCUGCAGCUCCGCCACCUCCAGCUGCUCCGCCAGAAAGAAGAAAAUGCUUUCUGGUGAGACAGGCUUCCCUCAGCAGACCUCCAGAAGCAGAGCUAGAGGCCACCCCCAAGGGAAAACAAGAGAGCAGUGAGGAGCCCUCAGCCAGCAAGCCUUCCACCAAAAGCUCUGUGCCCCAGAUCUCCAUGGCUACCACGCAAGGCGGGCCACCGGGAGUGCAGGACAGGCCCCCACUGGGGUCCAGCCCACCCUACACAGAAGCCCUGCAAGUGUUCCGUCCUCCUGGCACCCAGUUGCCCCCACCGGUCUCCCUCUUCUCCUUGCAGCACCUCUUGCCUCAGGAGCAAGAACAGUCCUCUGAAUUCUUCCCCACUCAAGCAAUGGCCAACCUCCUCUCCUCGCCAUACUCUAUGGCCCCGCUACCACCUUCCUUAUUCCAAGCCCCACCACUUCCUCUGCAACCUGCUGUACUACACCCCAGCCAGCUCCAUCUCCCCCAGCUCCUGCCUCACCCUGUAGAUGUCCCCUUCCGGCAGCCCCCUUCCUUCCUCCCCAUGCCGUGCCCUGCCUCCUCAACCCUCUCUGGAUAUUUUCUGCCUCUGCAGUCUCAGUUUGCAUUGCAGCUCCCUGGUGAAAUAGAAAGCCACUUGCCCCCAGUUAAAACUACCCUGGCCUCUCUGGCAACAGGAUCUUCUGGCCCCUCCAGCAGCGCAGAAUACAGCAGUGACAUCCAGCUGCCCCUUGUGACUCCCCCAGUCACCUCCCCAGCUCCCACAUCAGCCCCAACAUUGGCCCUGCCUGCCUGUCCUGAUGCUAUGGUGUCACUGGUCGUUCCCGUCCGCAUCCAGACCCACAUGCCAUCCUAUGGGAGUGCCAUGUACACCACCUUGUCUCAGAUCUUGGUCACUCAGUCUCAAGGCAGCUCAGCAAGUAUGGCUCUUACCAAGUAUGAGGAACCCUCCUCCAAAGGGAUGACUGUGUGUGGGGCUGAUGUGUAUGAAGCUGGGCCUGGCCCAUCUAGUAUAAGCAAGGAGCAAAGCAGAGGUUUCCAGACUCCAUAUCUGAGAGUGCCUGAAAGGAAAGGCACUUCGAUGUCCUCCGAGGGUAUUCUGAGCCUGGAGGCGUGCUCAUCUACAGCUGGUGGAAGCAAGCGUGUCCUCUCUCCAGCUGGCAGUCUUGAACUUACCAUGGAAACCCAGCAGCAGAAAAGGGUAAAGGAGGAGGAGGCUUCCAAGGCAGAUGAAAAACUGGAGAUGGUGAGCACCUGCAGUGUGGUGCUGACCCGUACAGAGGACAGGCAGAGGACAGAGAAGCCCUAUGUGCGUGGCCAAAGCCAGAGCAGGAGGGAGGCAGAAACACUGUCCAGCUUGUCUUCAGAUCCAUCCAACCCAAAAGGACUUUCUCCCCUCUCUCAUCCCACAUUGCCCCAUGGGACAGCCCCCGGCUCAGAAGCUUUGAAGGAAUAUGCUCAACCAUCUAGCAAAGCUCACCGAAGAGGACUGCCUCCACUGAGUAUAAAGAAAGAAGAUCCAAAGGAACAGCCUGUCCUUCCUCCACUAGCACCCCCUAGCUCUCUGCCUCUGCCAGACUCUUCCCCCAAACCAGCCAAAUUCCAAGAAGGUACAGACUCUAAGAAGGUACUGCAGUUCCCCAGCCUCCACACGACCACUAAUGUCAGUUGGUGCUAUUUAAACUACAUUAAGCCAAAUCACAUCCAGCAUGCAGAUAGGAGGUCCUCUGUUUACGCUGGUUGGUGCAUAAGUUUGUACAACCCCAACCUUCCAGGGGUUUCCACUAAAGCUGCUUUGUCCCUUCUGAGAUCUAAGCAGAAAGUGAGCAAAGAGACAUACACCAUGGCCACAGCUCCACAUCCUGAGGCAGGAAGGCUGGUACCAUCCAGCUCCCGAAAGCCCCGCAUGACAGAGGUGCACCUCCCGUCGCUGCUUUCCCCGGAGAGCCAGAAAGACCCAGCUAGAGUGGAGAAGGAAGAAAAGCAAGGGCAGGCAGAGGAGGGGACUCCCACUUCCAAGAGAGGGGAGCCAGCGAGGGUCAAGAUCUUCGAAGGAGGGUACAAAUCAAAUGAAGAGUAUAUAUAUGUGCGAGGCCGCGGCCGAGGGAAAUAUGUUUGUGAGGAAUGUGGAAUUCGCUGCAAGAAGCCCAGCAUGCUGAAGAAACACAUCCGCACCCACACUGACGUCCGGCCCUAUGUGUGCAAGCACUGUCACUUUGCUUUUAAAACCAAAGGGAAUCUGACUAAGCACAUGAAGUCGAAAGCCCACAGCAAAAAGUGCCAAGAGACGGGGGUGCUGGAGGAGCUGGAAGCCGAAGAAGGAACCAGUGAUGACCUGUUCCAGGACUCAGAGGGGCAAGAGGGCACCGAGGCCGUGGAGGAGCACCAGUUCUCAGACCUGGAGGACUCUGACUCCGACUCAGACCUGGAUGAAGAUGAGGAGGAGGAGGAGGAAGAGAGCCAGGAUGAGCUGUCCAGGCUAUCCUCAGAGGCAGCUCCGCUCUGCCUGCCAACCACACUACAGGAGGACUCCUCACCCAUUCAGGGCCGUCAGCCUCCAGAUACCACCUCUGACGAGGCCCCACAAGGCAGCUCCAUCUCAGAAGCCACACACUUGGCAGCCAGCAGUUGCUGCACACCUAGGCGGGGUACCCCAGGCCUUCCCCAGGUGGGACUGGCCCCAGUGGAGACGGACAUGAGCUCGGCUCUAAGUUCCAAGGCUAUGCCCCCUAGGAGGUCAUGGUCCCCAAGCAAAGAACCAGGCAGCCGCCCCUCACUCACUCGCAAACAUGCACUCAGCAAAAACGACUUGUCUCCCCAGCGAUGUUCACCGGCCCGAGAAGCUCAGGCCUCAGUCACAAGCACACCUGGCCCCCAGAUGGACCCAGGAAGGGACAGAGGCCCUCAUCUUUGUGGGUCUCCAGGACUGGAGCUGUCUCCUCUCACUCCCCACCCCAUAGGAAGAGAGGUGCCCCCUUGGGCACCUCUGCCCCAUGAACUCAAGAGUGCCACAGACACUGGCACCCCCAGAUAUUCACCCACCAGAAGAUGGUCUCUGGGUCAGGCUGAUUCACUCCCACAGUCAGAGCUGCCAGGGAAGCGGCCCCUGGCUGGGCCCUGCAGCCCCUCAGUGGGCAAGUGUAGCCUGGGCUUGGGGCCGGUUCCACAGGCUCUCCUCCAGCCCGUGCCUCUACCUCACACACUUCUCAGCAGAAGCCCUGAAAUGUGCAGCUCUGCAUGGAAAACUGAGAUUCCAAGUCCAUCCUGCUCAGCCGGCCCUGUUCCUGUCUUCCCCCGACCAUUCUCUGCCCCCCAUGACUUCCAUGGCCACCUCCCCAGCCGCAGUGAGGAGAACCUCUUCAGCCACCUGCCUCUGCACUCCCAGCACCUGAGCCGCGCCCCCUGCCCCCUCAUUCCAAUCGGUGGGAUUCAGAUGGUACAGGCCCGGCCAGGAGCCCACCCCACCCUGCUGCCAGGGGCCUGUGCAGCCUGGGUCAGUGGCUUCUCAGGGGGUGGCAGUGACCUCACCAGAGCCCGAGAGGCCCAGGAGCGCAGCCGCUGGAGUCCCACAACGAGUCCUUCUGCAUCGGUGUCUCCUGUGGCCAAGGUCUCCAAGUUUACACUCUCUUCAGAGCUGGAGGAGGAAAGGACGGGCAGAGGCCCAGGAAGACCUCCUGACUGGGAACCUCAGAGGGCUGAAGCCCCUGCAGAACCCAUGGGCACACGCAGCCCCUGUUCCCCACAGCUGCCCCGGGGCCACCAGGUAGCACCAUCCUGGAGCGCCCUCUUGGAGUCACCACACACACUGGCCAACCGCAGGGCCUCGAGCUUUCCACCGAUGGACCGCAGCAGCUCCAUGGACUGCCUGGCAGAGGCCUCCACGCACUUCCCAUCCCGGAGCAGGAACCUCUCUGGGGAACCCAGGACCUGUCAAGGCUCCCCUGAGCUCUUACAUAGUGGGGAGCCCAGGACACCUCUAUUCCUACCCAAAGACAGUGGCCCCCCAAGCACCUAGCCUCUCCAGCCGCUUCAUCUGGUUUCCAGGGUUCAGCAACAGACAUUCCCAGCCAACUUCCUGGAGUCACCAUGCUCCCAUGGGCGUCCUCUCCCAUCUGUCCACCUGUCCAUCAGUCCACACGGCUCCUGCUCAGACCCAUCUGUUAUAUUGUUCCACAUAUGCAGUUACCUGUGCCUUUUUCUAGACCUUUUGUUGCUUGAAAAGAAACAACACAAAUCACACACAUCCAUAAAAACAAAACAAAACACCACUGAGGAGCUUGAGGCUGUGACUAGUUUGUGCUUUGGGGACAGGGCUGUAGGAGGGGCCUCUUCACCUCCAAUGCCACACUCCACACUGGCAGCUGUCCCACCUCAAGGCCCAUGAGAAGUUACAUUGCACCGAGGGAAAGAAGAAAAGGGGAGGGGGAAGUAUCAUUAAAUUCAAGGCAAGCACUCCUAGAGAGACGCCUAGGAUUCCAUGUAUAUACCCAGCUAGUAGCCACUGCACUCUGCACAAUGACCAGAACUCCGAGGCAGAAAAACACCAAUACAGGCAGAAACCAACCCUAAGAACAUUAGCUUUUCUUGUUUUUCUAAGAGUCAGGACAAAAAGCUGCUUUUUGCUAGCAUCUCAGUACAGAGUAAUAGCAUGCAGGGACGCAGUGUGGACAAUGGAAGGGACGCAGUGUGGACAGUGGACUCAUCUUCUCCCUCUAUACUCCACCUUCUCCCGGAGCUAAUACAGGGGUCCAGGUUUCUCCUACACACCUGUAGGUCUCUGCCUCCUGGGCCUGGCCAUGGACUGGCUCCUUUAUGUUUAGAAAUACCUGAGGAUGAAGGGACCAUGGCAAGACUAAAGAUAUUCCUAGUCCAAGCCUGUUCUGAGCCUGGGGUUUGGAGUCUGUUUCCCCUCCGUCCCCAAGAAACGAAGUGUGGCAGGCUCUUCCCUCGUGGCUGGAUUACACAUGAGCACAUAGACACACAUAGCAACCAAAGAUGGUGUUUGGUACUUUUUCCAACCUCUUGAGAUUCCCUUCUCUUGACUUGGAAUAUUUCUGAAUUGCCCCAAGUCAUUUGAAUUUUUCUCCAGUUCCCAAGGCAAAACCUACUUUGGAAAAAUAAAAGUAAUAGGACCAAAAAUUAAAAUCCCAGGUUGAAAUAUAGAACCUGACUUUUUGAAUGCAAAAAGAAAAAAAUAUUAUGGUUACUGUUUCAAAGACAGAAAUGCUCUUUGCCUUCUCCAAAGGAGAGAGAGAGAAAGGGGACAGUGGUGAGGAGGCCCCUCCUACAGCCUUGUCCCCAAAUCACAAAGCAUGUUCCAGCUAUGCUGGAUACUGUUGUCACAGUAUUGGAAGCACAGGCCUAUGCCUGGACAUCAGGCGGGGCACGGGGUGAAGGCUCAAGGGAGAGCUGAAUGCUGAGGCUGUUAUUUGAGAAAACAGACAAGGCUGUGAGGGCACCAUGCUGAGCUACCCUCUCACUCCCUACAGUUUGCGCCCUUCUCCAUCUGGCAAAUCAGCAGCCACAGCCCAGUGCCCAGGCCAAUCACCUGGCUUGUGCUCUUUGUCUGACCCAAUACUUAAAAAGUAAGAGUCCGUAGGUCAGGGCCUCCUGUGUACCUGGGAGAAGCUGUCAAGUCCAGCUGGGACUCUGGGGGGAAGAGAGGUCACAGCUUUCCUCCCAUCUGCCCCUCAGCCCUAAACAGGCCUCACAGAUUGGAGAUACUAAGGGCUGAGGUGAGGAGCUGAACAUCAAGCUUGAUGGCUUCCUAGGCAAGAUCUCCUGUCCACAGACUACAGGCUAGCUUCUGACCUUGAGAUAGCCACUGCUCUCCACUUCAUUCUAUACCCAAGAUCUCCUGGGAAUUACUCUCCUGACUCCUCUCUCUCAUUCUCUCAUUCUCUCAUUCUCUCAUUCUCUCUCUUUCUCUCUCUCUCUCUCUCUCUCUCUCUCUCUCUCUCUCUCUCUCUCUCUCUCUCUCUCUCUCUCUCUCACACACACACACACACACACAUCCUUCUUCUCUGGCAGUCUAGUGGCAGAUACAGUAUGGUCACAGAAUGGAGAGUCCCCACAGUUACUGGUCCCAGCCAACUCAGGGAAAUGGGAUAUAGCAAAGCUAGGAAUUGGAGACUUGUCUCUAGGUGACAGAGAUAGAAUACACCGAUAGACUCUAGCCCCACACAGAUGCCCAGAGGGCUGCAAUGGAUGCCAUUACCAGGCACAGCUCUAAUCUCAUUCAAACUCUCUCCGCCACCCCCAAGCCCAUGGCCCCGGGCUGCACACACCUUCUCCAUCUGGAAAACCUCUCACUCCAGGAAUACAGUCUGGGCUCCUUGCCCACAACCGGCCACUUCUGACUUUGCAGUCUGCCUGUGACACUAUUGUCAGUGAUGACAGCCUAGUUCGGACACCUAUGUGGGGUCUGCAGAACAAGAUGGCCACUCCUCGGUACAGACUGUCUCUGAUCCUUACCUGUGACUGCUGGGGAGAUCUCAAGUCAAAUCCUGUCCUCCAUGGGUGGUGGUUCCAAGCCACCUGUCACUGAGGCCUGACCCCUAGAAACCCUUUACUGGGUGACCUCACAUCAUUCAGAGUACUAACCCCUUCCUCACCAAGGGCAGGUCCGCCUCUUCCCAACCCCAAUCAUAGCCGACACUCUGGUCCCAGGCACCAACACCCUCCAGGGGUUCUGACAGGGGUAGCUGCCUAUUAUCCAGACACAAAGUCUGCCUGGCUCAGUGGGGAAACCUCUUAAAAGCAUUGGAUCCCAGCUUCCUCUAGGCAUUGUUCGCUCUCGCCUGGCCCAGUGGCCUAGGAAGAAGGAAUAUGUCUGAGCUGAAGUCUCCUUCUAGUCCUUGCUGCUGACUCUUCCAGGUCAAGUCCUGGGAGACUGAUCUGCUCUGCCGUGUUGUCUAAGAAAGUUCCCAAAGUCAGUGCCGCCAAAUCUGCUUCUGUGUUGUGGUCCCUGUCUGCUUGACAUUUGAAAACCGCUUGGGCACUGCUGAUCACUUUACUGAAUGUGGUGAUCAAGAAGAAAGGGAACCGUGUAGGCAAAUGUAAGAUACUCACGCUCUGUAAGAUAAAUCUUUGCCUUUGUUUUUCGAAAAGGUGUAUGCGUUCUGUGCGUGAAAUCGUCUGUAGAGAGUUUCCACUUUCUUCAAUGGCAAUACAUUCCAAAACUCGUACUGUAGACAUGUACAGCAACCGCAUCGGAGAGGGGUAGUUUUGCCUGUGGUUUUAUUUAAACUCCAGUUUCUACACUUGUGUCUUGCAGUUGUCAGUAUGGUAUUCAUCAGUGCAAAAGAAAAACAACAAUAACAACAACAACAACAAAAAAACUCAAACAAAAAUCCACGCAGGUCUAAAGCACAGUGUCUGUUGUACAAAAGGAAAGAAUCGCUCAGUAUUGGUGUGUGUGACCCUUGUAAAUCCCAUCUGUACUGUGAAUGAGACGUUUUUACAAGUAUAAUAAUUGCCUUUAUUACUGCUUGGGCUGAGUGUUCAGCCUGAAGAUAUUUUUUAAAAAAAAUAGCACGUUGGAAUAAAUUUGAAAAUUCCCAACAGA
Molecule: messenger RNA, 12071 nt
Organism: Mesocricetus auratus (golden hamster)
Lineage: Eukaryota; Metazoa; Chordata; Mammalia; Rodentia; Cricetidae
Gene: Hivep3
Product: HIVEP zinc finger 3
Exons: 10
Coding region: 1446-8519 (2357 amino acids)
Biological process (GO): regulation of transcription by RNA polymerase II
Cellular component (GO): nucleus
Molecular function (GO): RNA polymerase II cis-regulatory region sequence-specific DNA binding; DNA-binding transcription factor activity, RNA polymerase II-specific
Source: RefSeq, a predicted model, not a curated record